AUGAACCAAGGCAAACACGAACACCUGAGCGAAAACGUGCGGAAGGUGCUGGCCAAAAAACAGAGGAAAAAGCUCAAGGAGGAAAGAGAGCUCUACAAGGCCACCAAGGCGAUUAGCACCCAAAACAAUGCCCAAAGGAAAAUCAACGCCCAAAACCAGCUCUCCUCCAGCAGCUUCGUAAGCAAAAUGAAAGACAUAAACAAAGCGUUCCCUCACAUCAGAACAAAGGAGGACAAAAAUUAUAUGAAGGAGAAUUUGAUGAAGAUCCAGGAGAAGGCGUCUCUACAGAAGAAGGUCUUGGAGGAGAAGGAAGAAGCGAAGAAUAAGAAGCCUUUCAAAAUGAAGCGAUUUGAGAAUGUGGCUUCCAAGGUGGCUAAGCAUCUGCAGAGGGCGGGGGAGUGCCCCCUGGGCGUCACCAAGGCCACGCAGCAGAAGCGGGUGGAGGAGCAGCAUGUUGAGCAGCAGCACGUGGGGGAGGGAGAGGAAGCACAGUACGAGGAGGGGGAAGAAGUAGAGUACGAGGAGGAAGAAGUAGAAUAUGAGGAAGAAGAAGUAGAGCAUGAGGGGGAAGAAGCAGAGUAUGAGGGGGAAGAAGAAGUAGAGUAUGAGGGUGAAGAAGAAGUAGAAUAUGAGGAGGGAGAAGCAGACUACGUGGAGGAGGAAGAAGCAGAAUAUGAGGAGGAAGAAGCAGAAUAUGAGGAGGAUGAAGCAGACUACGUGGAGGAGGAAGCGGAGCACCGGGAGGCGCCCGGCAAAUCCCAAGGGGAGAAGCGCGAAGACGCAGCCGCGGAGGCAGCAGCGGAAGCCGCCCCUGCAAGCGCGCCCGCUAAACGCGAAAGCAGUAUCAUAGAUAAACUCUCAAAACGGGGGAGCCAACUGCGGAGCAGCGAGAAGGGGAAGCGAGACAAUCUCCACAAGAACUUUGGAAAGCUACCCACCUACAUGCUGAAGAAAAAAAAGGACAUUGUAGAUGAGUCCACGGACGUACCCGAGGGCUACAGAGUCCUGAAGAACGACGAGAGGAGCUACGUCCUAAAGGAGCUGCACUCACAACUGACGGAGGCAACACAGGAAUACAAGAGCAACAAAGACAAGGCCCGGAAAAUAGAGCUCGGCAAAAGGCUCAAAGAAAUCAAGGAGUCCAUUGAGCUCUUCAGCAAGCCGCACGUCCUCGUGAACGAAAAUUUCUAG
This is a messenger RNA of Plasmodium vivax (malaria parasite P. vivax), 1191 nucleotides long. RefSeq lists its product as hypothetical. The transcript has 2 exons. Lineage: Eukaryota; Apicomplexa; Aconoidasida; Haemosporida; Plasmodiidae. Bases 1 to 1191 code for a protein of 396 amino acids. The record is from RefSeq and is a predicted model, not a curated record.